Messenger RNA from Maylandia zebra (zebra mbuna), 999 nucleotides. Lineage: Eukaryota; Metazoa; Chordata; Actinopteri; Cichliformes; Cichlidae. The record is from RefSeq and is a predicted model, not a curated record.
AUGUCAGAAGAAAACACCACAUACUAUGAUUACCUAUACUUCUAUGAGCUUUCUAACAACAACUCUGAGAACGACACAGGAUUUACUCCUACCUACAUGGGUGAUGUAAAGGACUUUAACAAAGUGUUUCUCACCACUCUCUACAGUUUGGUUUUCAUCCUGGGCUUCAUAGGUAACGGACUAGUGGUGUGUGUCCUGGUGAAGCACCGCAAUCAGUGCAACCUGACAGACAUCUGCCUCUUCAACCUGGCUCUCUCUGACCUCCUCUUCGUCUUCAUGCUGCCAUUCUACUCUCACUAUGUCAGGGUUGGCCAGUGGACUUUUGGAGACUUCAUGUGCCGUUUGAUCUCCGGCUCUCACCACAUUGGCUUCUUCAGCAGCAUCUUCUUCAUGGUUGUCAUGACGCUGGACCGCUACAUGAUCAUCGUGCACGCUCACAGGGUUGCACGUUAUCGCACAAAGAGGGCUUCCAUCAUUCUGACCGUGCUCGUUUGGAUGCUGAGCUUGUUUGUGUCUCUGCCGGAUUUUAUCUUCAGAAAGGCAAAAGAACAGGAAUCCCAAGGAGUGCAGUGUGACUAUCCUGAGGAGAGCAAAGUCUGGGAGCGUUAUGAUUUGUUCACCACAAAUGUGCUGGGUCUCGUGAUUCCCGUGCUGGUGAUGGCAGGUUGCUACUCCAGGAUCAUCCCCACACUGAUGAGCAUGAGGACAGCAAAGAGGCACCGCAUCGUCAAGCUGAUCAUUUGUAUAGUGGUUGUAUUUUUCUUACUCUGGGCCCCGUAUAACAUUUCCCUUUUCCUGGAGUUCCUCCUGGACAAAGCAAUAAAAGUGACCGAAGCCUUAGCUUACACUCACUGCUGUCUGAACCCUAUCAUAUAUGCUUUUGUGGGAGAGAAGUUUAUGAGACGAGCCUUGCAGCUGCUGAAAAAGUUGGCCUGGUUACAGCAGAGAUCUGACAGACAGCUCAUUCAGGAGGAGCUCAGUUAUGUCCAGGGGCUCUGA